AUGUCUGUCUCUUCGCGAACGCCUCUUCGAGGUAAUCACCGACCCACACAAUCACUCUCCCUACCCUUUGCCGUCGUUGCUGCUCUGCACCCAAAACGGACAAGGAAUCGCACCUCAAUUCUCGCCCUUCUCGCCCUCAUAUCGCUGGCCGCAUUUGUCUUCUGCAGCUAUUUCCCAAUCACCCUCGCCCCAACCUAUCUUCUCCGAGCCUCGGACCGUUCACCGGUAGAACAAGUCGUUCUUGCUCAGCAACAACAACGAGGCCCUUCCAAACCCAAAAAGUUACACAAGCAGCUUUCCCUUGGAAGUAAACGACAGCCCAUAUCGCUCAACCUUGCCCAAGAGCUCGCGGCCGUGUCGAGCUUUCUCGCGAGUUUGGCGCAAAAUGUCAUCCCGUCAUCAGUCGAUCCCGCCCGUCCACUCGACCCCGAACUUGUGUUGGAUUUCGACACCAGAAGCCCGACUGCGUUAGAGGAGGUUGAGCGCGUCGUGGAAUACGUGUGGACACAGAACCCUGUCAUGAUCUAUUGCAAGCAUUACUCUCCUCUAUCUCGUGAGCUCAAGGCUAUGUUACACGAUCUCAACCUUCGGCCACCACCCUUCGUCAUAGACGUCGACAUGCGGGAUGAUGCAGAGGUGCUGACACCUUUACUCGCGCGACUCGCAGGAACCAAUGAGCUGCCGCUUUUGCUUGUUGGAGGCAAACCAAUGGGCUCAAUGGAUGAUAUAAGGAUAGCUUAUGAGGAAGGGAAGCUGCAGCGCCAAAUCAGUGCGGCUGGUGGUGUUAUCGGUGGGGGAGGCAAACGGAAAAAGCAUCAUCACUAG
Molecule: messenger RNA, 825 nt
Organism: Mycena indigotica
Lineage: Eukaryota; Fungi; Basidiomycota; Agaricomycetes; Agaricales; Mycenaceae
Product: Glutaredoxin domain-containing protein
Exons: 2
Coding region: 1-825 (274 amino acids)
Biological process (GO): cellular response to oxidative stress
Cellular component (GO): fungal-type vacuole; cytoplasm; Golgi lumen
Molecular function (GO): glutathione disulfide oxidoreductase activity
Source: RefSeq, a predicted model, not a curated record